Prionailurus viverrinus (fishing cat) is the source of this 6914-nucleotide messenger RNA. It is a transcript of the gene GPR107, whose product is annotated as G protein-coupled receptor 107. The coding region runs from base 193 to 1860 and encodes 555 amino acids. Lineage: Eukaryota; Metazoa; Chordata; Mammalia; Carnivora; Felidae. Gene Ontology annotation, cellular component: clathrin-coated vesicle; membrane; Golgi apparatus. Gene Ontology annotation, biological process: clathrin-dependent endocytosis. Gene Ontology annotation, molecular function: clathrin heavy chain binding. The transcript is spliced from 18 exons. The record is from RefSeq and is a predicted model, not a curated record.
GGCCAACUGAAUCGCCCCAAGGUGGCCGCUCUCAGCCCCUCGGCGACCUACCGGGCCGCACGCUCCAGGUCAAGGCCCACAAGCCCCCGGCGGCCGGCCUCCGAGCCCCGCUUCCAGGCCCUUCCGGGGGCCGGCGCCCUUUGCCCCCGGAAGUGGGCGGGAGAGGAAGCGGCUGGUGAUGCUGGAACAAACAUGGCCGCCCCGGCGCCAGUCGGCCCUUCGGGCUCCCGCCGUCCCCCGCUGGCCGCCGGCCUCCGGCUGCUGCCGCUGCUGGGGCUGCUGCAGCUGCUGGCUCAGCCCGGCCUGGGCCGCGUCCACCACCUGGCGCUCAAGGACGAUGUGAGGCAUAAGGUUCAUCUGAACACCUUUGGAUUCUUCAAGGACGGGUACAUGGUGGUUAAUGUCAGUAGCCUUUCAGUGAAUGAACCUGAAGGAGCCACAGACAAGGACACAACCAUUGGAUUCAGCCUGGACCGUACAAAGAAUGACGGGUUUUCUUCCUACCUGGAUGAAGAUGUGAAUUACUGUAUUUUAAAAAAAAAGUCCAUCUCCGUCACCCUUCUAAUCCUAGACAUCUCCAGAAGCGAGGUGAGAGUAAGAUCUCCACCAGACGCUGGUACCCAGCUACCAAAGAUCAUCUUCAGCAAGGAUGAGAAAGUCCUUGGCCAGAGCCAGGAGCCUGGUGUUGACCCUGUUCCAGCGGGCAACCAGACUCAGCAGAAACAAGACGGUGGAAAGUCUAAAAGAAGCACGGUAGAUUCCAAGGCCACGGGAGAAAAAUCCUUUUCUGUUCACAACAGCGAUGGGGCAGUUUCUUUUCAGUUUUUCUUUAACAUCAGCACCGAUGACCAAGAAGGCCUCUACAGUCUUUAUUUUCACAAAUGCUCCGGGAACGAAUUGCGGUCUAGCGACGAGCUCUCCUUCAGCCUUGAUAUUGAGAUCACAGAGAAGAACCCUGACAGCUACCUCUCGGCAGGAGAGAUCCCUCUCCCUAAAUUAUACAUCUCUAUGGCCUUUUUCUUUUUCCUUUCUGGGACCAUCUGGAUUCACAUCCUUCGAAAACGACGGAAUGACGUAUUUAAAAUUCACUGGUUGAUGGCAGCCCUUCCUUUCACCAAGUCUCUUUCCCUGGUGUUCCACGCGAUCGACUACCAUUACAUCUCCUCCCAGGGCUUUCCGAUCGAGGGUUGGGCUGUCGUGUACUACAUCACUCACCUUUUGAAGGGGGCACUGCUGUUCAUCACCAUCGCGCUCAUCGGCACCGGCUGGGCUUUCAUUAAGCACAUCCUCUCCGACAAAGACAAGAAGAUCUUCAUGAUCGUCAUCCCGCUGCAGGUUCUGGCAAACGUGGCCUACAUCAUCAUAGAGUCCACCGAGGAGGGAACGACGGAGUACGGCCUGUGGAAGGAUUCUCUGUUUCUGGUAGACCUGCUGUGCUGUGGGGCCAUCCUCUUCCCCGUGGUGUGGUCAAUCAGGCAUUUACAAGAAGCGUCAGCCACAGAUGGAAAAGCUGCUAUUAACUUAGCAAAGCUGAAACUUUUCAGACACUAUUACGUCUUGAUCGUUUGUUACAUCUACUUCACCAGGAUCAUCGCAUUUCUCCUCAAACUCGCCGUUCCGUUCCAGUGGAAGUGGCUGUACCAGCUCCUGGACGAAAUGGCCACGCUGGUGUUCUUUGUCCUAACGGGAUGUAAAUUCCGUCCGGCCUCAGACAACCCCUACCUGCAGCUCUCUCAGGAGGACGACCUGGAAAUGGAAUCAGUAGUGACGACGUCAGGGGUGAUGGAGAAUAUGAAGAAAGUCAAGAAGGUGACCAAUGGGUCAGUGGAGACCCCAGGCGACUGGGAAGGCACCGCGUGAUGGAGCAGCCUGGCGGCGGGGACUGUCGAAGAGAACAUUUAAUUUAUUAAUAGUCCUAGUGGUGAGCGGGGGCGGUCGGCACCUCCCGACGGUGACACCACAGAGCACGUGGCCGGGAACAAAGCGCCACGGAAACCUAAUUUUUUACUCUCUUCUAUGGAAACUGGACCUGUGGCUGGUUAUAGGCAGCUAGAAAUCUCCUUCAGGUGGGAAUGGUUGGGGGCGGGGGCAGUGUAGCCAGGGGGAGGAUAAAAGGAAGACUCUGUUUUUAAUUUAUAUUUCUUUCUUUUUUUCACUGGGAACUCUCCGGAAAUAGGUAGUCACGCCCCAGGUGUGUCACGGUAGAGACCUUGGGGGAGGGGGCAGGGGGGCGGCGGUGCGAGGCCAGAGCUGGUCACGGCUCGGGAGCAGGGUCGCAGGGGCUGAGCAGGGGCUGAGGAUACAGGGACAGAGAAGGGAAAGAGAACAUAUCGUCGCAGCUUUGGGGGACAAAAAGGAAUGAAGUUAGGUUAUUUUAGAAAGCAAAGCCCAAGCCCAAUUUAGUUAUACGGAGCCUGCCCCAGGAUUCCUGGCCCAGAGUGUCGCCCCAGACCUUGAUCCCAGAUUCUGAAAGUGACCAGGAACCAGCAGCUCUAGAGGCCCGGUGGUCGUCUUCCCAAAGGGGCUCUGUCAUCUGAGGGCUGAGUGUCACUGUUAGAGUCACGGCUCUGGGACCGUGGUAGGAAGUGCUUUUCUUGAUUGAAGGGUAUUUAGUGUUGUCUGAUGGGUGGGCAGAAAUGUAUUUUUCAGCUCAAAAAGCAUCUUCCAGUAGGGUUUCCUCAAACAGCUGGCUCCUCUGACCGCCCAGAGCAGGGCCACCUCGCUUCCCUCUGUGCUUGUGUUCGCGUCUGUCUCGUGUCCUCAGAACCCGGGGAGACAUGGGGAGGAAUCUUCCUUAAGGAGCAGCUGGGGGCAGAAAACGUAGCGUUUAAGCAAGUACUUAAGUACAACUAAGUCAUCAUCAUUAAAAAGCUUUUGCUGUAAACCGGGUAGGCUUUCUAACAGGAACGGAACAGACUCGUGCCUGUAUCCCCGGAGCGUGCAUGCGAAGAGAGCGGGUGUGGUUGAGCAGACCUUUACCCUCAGGGACUGGCGAUGGCGAUGGCGAGUUCUUCCUCAGACCCCUCAGAGGGCCCCUCCCAACUCCCAGAGCCUAGAGAUGGACGCAGGUAGCCGCUUCCUGGGGGGACCGGUGGUGCAGCUGGUGGCGAAGUCAUUUGGAUAACGGGCCAAGCUCGGAACGUCCGCUGUGACGCAGGGAAGGAGGGCUUGGCAAUAAUUUCCCAACGUGGUUUUGGUCGCACGGGCCUGGGGCGGGAGGCUGAAACGCGGCCUCGUCGGGAAUGCUCCCAGGGUACCGGGACCCCUUGCCUGCCUGGGCCUCUCGGGGGUGGACAGCGGCCGUCUCCCGGGGUGGUUUUCUCACCCCUGGCUUGGAGGAGUCCAUCAGAAGCCGCAGGAUUUGGGGGUGGCACUCAGGAUCCCAGGCUUGGGCACCUGAGCAGAGUCCUCAGAAAGCGGUUGUUUUCCGUCUCCUGGGCCGCUUUCUCUUCCGGAUGAAGGGGCGGGAGAGUUUUCACGUGCUCACCUUAGUCCCCUCUGUGGUCUGUGAGGCUCUUCCUGCUCGAAGUUCUGUCGUGACCAGGCCUGUGGUGCAAGGAGGCUCCUUCCCGGGCCGCUGCCGCUGCUGACCCUGCCACAGAUUAUAGGGAAGGGGCCAUGUGUCUCCCCACCUUCAGGAGUGAAGAAAUCUGCCCAAAGUAUUUACUUAAGGGACCUUUUCUGUUUUCCUUCCUUCCUCCCUCCCUCCCUCCCUCCCUCCCUCCCUCCCUCCUUUUCUUUCUGUCUCUGUAGUCAGGUUGGGGCUACAGGACAGAAGGAAGUUGCAGGGAGGACGGGAACAUUAAGACUUUGCUUUCGUGGCAUAAACACGGUUCCAGCGCUUCUGAAAUGUGUCUUGUGCUGUGGCCCAAACCCCCGUAGGCACUUCCCUCUGAGGGACGCAUCCGCUGUUUGUCCUGCGAGCAGAUGUUCUAGAGCAGGCCGUAGACUUCUUGGCAGGACCCAAAAGUGCAACGAAAGCUUCCCCCUGGAAGGGUCCCCAUGGAAGCGAAGCAGUGAGGGAGUGAGGGAGGAGGAGAGCGGCCGUGGGCACCGCCGGCCUCACGGCCGUCCCGGAACCGGCCGUGGCGCCCGCCUUCCUCUGGCAGAGCCCGAGCCUCAGCCACCACGGCGGGCGUGAGCCAGCGCGUUGGGCUUCUCUGUGCGACACGUGUGCCUCUCGGCUCGCGCACACCGCAGCUGAGUGGCCGCAUGUGACCACCUGACCCCUCCGGAACCGGACGGUGCAGGCGAGAUAAGGCAGUGAUUUAGGAAUAAAGGCUAACAAGUGGGUCGUCUGCCCGCAGCCCGUGUUGUGACUGGCAGGUGUGAAGUGAGGCCAGGGAUCCAGAAGAAUCAAAACCCCCGCCCAAGAUGGGGAAAACUGGUUCUCCCACAUUUUUACAAGUUAUUUGUGCCCUCCAUCCUGUCCUGUAAAAAUAUCCUCUCUUUGUCCGUCACGGAGUAGCUGUGGCCAGCGUUCAGCUCUGCCCCCGAGGGAAGGGGACCGACCGAUGGGUUCCAAGCCAGGCAGGUGCGCCGGCCCCUCCAGCAGCCCGGUAUUCACGGCUACGCGGGCUCCCAGGGACGCGGGGCUACAGCGGUUAAGCCCUUCGGUAUUCCAGGGAUCGGGCGGGAGGGACUGGGUGCACGUCGUGGAGGGAUCGGCAGUAUUUAUGGCUUUGUUUUGUGCUCCAGCUGCCUGUUUCUGCCUACGCCUGCUACCCGUGCCUCCUUUGAGAGCUCUGCUGUGGACGGGAAGUGCGGCAGGCCGCGGAAGGUCAGGAAGUAAGGGGGUCUGUCUUCCUCCGAUGAGGUGUGUGCGUUUUGCUAGAAAGCUACUACUUCGACGAUAAGAACAGUCAUCGAUCUCUUAGUCCUGGCUCUUAACAGUGGCCGGGGACUCCACCAGCCUCCUCGUCGGUUCCUUGCUGCUUUAAUUUCAGUAGCAGCGCACUUGAACCUGCCGAAUGCAACUCGGGUGAAUCGGAGGCCCAUUCUCCCCUUAGGAGGUGCUUCCUCUAGUGUAAAAACUGGUUUCUCAGGUCAUAGCCCGAGUCCGUUCCGUUUUCUUCCAAGAAACCACUUUGGAGUAAAAUAUCCAGGUUUGGUUUGCUUUCGCCCGGACACAGCCGGCCAGCCAGCCCCAGCAGCGCGGUCUCGUCGUAAGUCUGCUCCGAGCGCCUGUCGAGGCGAGAUUUCUGCGCCUGCCUUACGAUCUCAUCGGGAUAUCUGCUCCGUCCUGUUCCACAGCUGCCCUCCUUCCUCCCCCUCCGCCUCCCCCUCCCCCUCCCCCUCCUCCCCACACCUCUCUUCCUCCCGCCUCAGCCCACGGCUAUCAAUUCCACGGAGGCUCCGUCUGGGAAUACGGGCCGAAGGCUUUGGUGCAUUGCAGCAUUUGCUCCCAGUAGCUGUGUGAAGGAUGUACUUCCUGAGCUAAGGAGAAUUUUGUCCAGAGCGUAGGUACUAUGCUGUGUUUUAUGCUUUGGAUCCCUGCACUCAAAGGCGUUCUUAUUUAAUGCUGAGGAGUCUGUUACCAGCAGCCAGUCCUUACGGACCAACAAGAGCGUGAAAGAUGCCUGUUUGAACUGCGAGUGGCGUUCUGGCCGUCUCCCACAUUCUGUGGCAUCUUCUCCGAGGAAGGUCCUUAGCGCGUUUGACGGUCCGAUGACGUGGUUGGUCCCGCUCCAUAGCGCCCGUGGAACAGCGGAACCAGUUACGGCUCCUGCUCACAAGGCGCCGAAUUCCACGGGAGGCAGACCCCAGCCCCCUCCUCGGCCCAUUCCCACACUCCAUGCUCCCCGCUUUGCUUCCCCCUGACCUGCCCCGGCCUUCUCACAGACUGAGGGUGUGCUGAGUGCACGGCGCCCCUGGCCUCCUGCCUGUUCCUCCUGUUCAGGAUUCCGUAAACGAGUAGCUUCCGCACGAAAGACGUUAGGCUUCGACUUGCUCCUUCUUGGUCUGUCGGGAAGGUAUUCAUCUGGAACGUACCAUAUGUUCCAAAAGAUCACUCUUUACUCCAGGUUUCUCCAGGGUGUCUUGGGCUGGAAGUCUUUAAAAGAGACCCGCCUGAGUUGAUGCUAAUACUUGGCACGCCUGGAAUGUGGUUCCUGACUGGCGUACUGACCACGCCAGGGUCCGCAGGGCCCUCCUCUUACAGCCUGGCGUUGCAGCUGUGCCCCGCUGUGGGGUUUGUGCUUGAAAAAUGCCUCUCGGUGGUUCUCUGCUAGGGCGUGGGACAUGUACAUCCCCUGAGGUACCGUGUGAGGGAAGCAGGCUGGCAGAGAGGGACCAGGCGUUCAGGGAGCAGGGAUCUGGUCGGGCUGCACCGGGGACUGUUGGAAUUCUGGGGGCAGGAAGUCUGCAGGCAGGCCCUCUGGGAAGGAGGAGUGCUGGACAAAGUCAGCAAGGGUCAAAGUGAGACAGAAAAGCUAACUCGCUUCCAAAACAGUAAGCUGAUUUCGAGGCAAGCCUUGAGGUUUUGCGGUGGACAGCCAAGUCAGACGGGCGGGGGGCGGGGCAGAGAGUCAACCUUCUUAGCAUUUAAGACACUUAAUACAAAAGGAUCCCCAAAUCUUGUCCACGUGGGGGCGGUUCUUGACGCCCUAAGCAGCUUUUGCCCACCGUAAUUUGGAUUUGCCUGGUCACGUGACCUCCAAAGAAGUCAGACACAUCCAGUCCAGGAGUAAGUUUCAUUUGGGGGACAAAAUGUCUGUAAAUAUCAUUUGCUUUUCAGGUUAGAUUGGGAUGCAGGAGUUUGCAGUAUUUUUUUUUUUUUUUUAACACUGCUGAUCACGGAAAAGUAUUUAUGUAAACAUGUAACGGGUGGGGCUUCCAAUCAGGGUGACGUCUGGGAUGGAUUCUCUUGCUGUGAUGCAAACAUAGUACAAUAAAGAUUCUCUGACGGAAAGGUA